Monopterus albus (swamp eel) is the source of this 1996-nucleotide messenger RNA. RefSeq names its product DEAD (Asp-Glu-Ala-Asp) box polypeptide 55 (gene ddx55). Lineage: Eukaryota; Metazoa; Chordata; Actinopteri; Synbranchiformes; Synbranchidae. Gene Ontology annotation, molecular function: RNA helicase activity; ATP binding; nucleic acid binding. The record is from RefSeq and is a predicted model, not a curated record. The coding region runs from base 132 to 1931 and encodes 599 amino acids. The transcript has 15 exons.
AUACCUGGGUACGUGGAACCAUAGUGGUGACAGCGCUUCAGUUCCCACCCGGCUGGUAAACAUCAGCGCGCUCUGAAAAGGGAGCAGCGUGGAGCAUUAGCGGAGUGGUGGCUAACAGGUUUGCUCCCAGUAUGGAUAACACGACAGAAGGGACAUGGGAUAGUUUACCAGUUAAACUCAGCGACAGAAUUUUACAAACGCUCGGUGAACUGAAAUUCACACACAUGACACCUGUACAGUCAGCCUGUAUCCCGCUGUUCAUGAGUAACAAAGAUGUGGCUGCUGAGGCGGUGACUGGGAGUGGAAAGACGCUCGCUUUUGUGAUUCCUAUUAUUGAGCUGCUCCUGAAGAGAGAAGAAAAGCUGAAGAAGAUGCAGGUUGGUGCCAUGGUGAUCACUCCCACAAGAGAACUGGCCCUUCAGAUCAGCGAAGUGAUGGAGCACUUCCUCCAGAAGUUUCCACAGUUUACGCAGAUUUUACUGAUCGGUGGCAGUAACCCGAUAGAGGAUGUGGAGAAGUUCAAGGAUCAAGGGGCAAACAUCGUGAUCGCGACACCCGGCCGUCUGGAGGACUUGUUCAGGAGGAAGUCAGAGGGUCUGGACUUGGCCAAUUCAGUCAGGAGUCUCGACGUGCUGGUUCUCGAUGAGGCUGACAGGCUGCUCGACAUGGGCUUUGAGGCCAGUCUGAACACCAUCUUGAGCUACCUGCCUAAACAGAGGCGCACAGGCUUGUUCUCUGCCACUCAGACCCAGGAGCUGGAGAAGCUGGUGAGGGCCGGCCUCAGGAACCCAGUACGCAUCACAGUCAAAGAGAAGGGUGUGGCUGCCACCGCAGCCCAGAAAACCCCAUCUAGGCUGUCCAACUACUACACUAUAUGUAGAUCUGAGGACAAGUUCAACAACCUUGUGGCGUUUCUCAGGCAACACAAGCACGAGAAGCAUCUGGUCUUCUUUAGUACUUGCGCCUGCGUGGAGUACUACGGUCGAGCACUGGAGACGCUGGUCAAGAAGGUCACCGUCCGAUGCAUUCACGGCAAAAUGAAGCAUAAACGCAACAAGAUCUUUGCCGACUUUCGGACCCUGAAAAGUGGGAUCUUGGUGUGUACAGAUGUCAUGGCCAGAGGCAUCGAUAUCCCUGCUGUUAACUGGGUGCUGCAGUAUGAUCCCCCCAGCAGUGCCAGCGCGUUUGUGCACCGCUGUGGGCGGACAGCACGUAUCGGUAAUGAAGGCAACGCCCUGGUCUUUCUGCUGCCAAUGGAGGAAUCUUACGUCAGCUUCCUGUCCAUCAACCAGAAAUGCCCACUUCAGAGGAUGCCCCCUAUAGGAGAUGUUGUGGACGUGCUGCCCAAAGUGAAGGCCUUGGCUCUGGCGGACCGUGCCAUGUUUGACAGAGGGAUGAGGGCCUUUGUCUCGUACGUCCAGGCUUACGCUAAACAUGAAUGUAGCCUCAUCUUCAGAAUCAAAGAUCUGGACUUUGCCUCCUUAGCCCGUGGCUUCGCCCUCCUUCGCCUGCCAAAGAUGCCUGAACUGAAGGGGAAAAGGUUUCCUGACUUCACGGAGACGACGGUGGACACCAACACCAUCCGCUACAAGGACAAGCACAGGGAGAAGCAGAGACAGAAGAUGCUGGCUGAGCUGAAAGACAAGACUUCGUUUCCCAAAAAGAACUUCAUAAAGAACAAGGCCUGGUCCAAACAGAAGAACAAGAAGGAGCGCAAGAAAAAGAGGGCGGCCAAGAGGAAGUGUGAUGAGGGCUCCGACGUGGACGAGGAAGACAUGAAAGAGCUUUUAAAUGACACUCGCCUCCUCAAGAAGCUAAAGAAAGGCAAAAUCAGCGAGGAGGACUUUGAAAAACAGAUAACAAGCGGACAAAAGUCAAAACCGAGAACUGAAGGAGCGUCUCACAUCAGCUCAGAUGAACAGGACGUUUGACACAGCAGCUGUAUUUAACUUUGUUCACACAAACAGUUCAAUUAAAUUUCAAAGUACCCCUCAGA